This is a messenger RNA of Brassica rapa (field mustard), 1673 nucleotides long. Its product is annotated as early nodulin-20-like. Lineage: Eukaryota; Viridiplantae; Streptophyta; Magnoliopsida; Brassicales; Brassicaceae. Gene Ontology annotation, molecular function: electron transfer activity. The record is from RefSeq and is a predicted model, not a curated record. Gene Ontology annotation, cellular component: plasma membrane.
UCAAAAACUUUCUCUCUUCGAUCAUACUUGUAAUCUUUCUUGUUCAUCUUCAGUAGAUAAUGGCGACUAGAACAAUAAUCUUCGGCUUCGUGUUCGCGAUGAUGAUGAGCUUCACGGUAUUCUGCUCGGCGAGGAUCUACAAAGUCGGAGACUCCGAGGGAUGGACUGCCAAGGACGACGUCUACUACGCUUGGGCUGAAGCCGACCAUAAAGAGUUCCACGUGGGAGAUUCUCUCGUCUUUGAAUACGAUCCCAACAUCAACGACCUGACUCAUGUUUCUGGCUCUUUGGAAUACGAGUUUUGCGACUAUUCGUCUCCUAAAGCCGUCUACAACACAGGACACGAUGUCGUGACCCUCACGGAACCAGGUUUUCACUACUUCAUCACCUCAAACCAAGCUCAAUGCGUAUUGGGACAGAAACUCGAAGUUCUUGUCAUCCAUGACCCGUCACGUCCGGUUCCUCCACCACCACCGAGCAAGAUCCUUCCUGACGGAAAGACUUACAAGGUCGGAAACUCACAAGGAUGGAAAGUCUAUGACGACAUUGACUUCUACAACAAGUGGAGUGAGGAGAAACAGUUUCAUGUUGGAGAUACUUUGCUUUUCGAAUACGACAACGAAGUCAACAACGUCUAUGAAAUCAGCGGUGAACUAGAAUUCAUUACCUGCGACCCAACGUCUCCGGUAGCCGUGCACAAGACAGGACAAGAUCUUGUUAGGCUUACAAAACCAGGAGCUCAUUAUUUUGUAACCUCACACUCGGGUUAUUGCGAGGCUGGGCUUAAACUUCGAGUGAUAGUUGGACCACUACCCGAAGCUGUUGCUUUCUCUAGUUUUCCGAAGAAGGUGGACUUGUCAGCUAUGGGGCGCCUCAACAACUGGUUGAAGACGUUCAAACACUAACCCAUUCUUUUUCUUGUCUGGUUUAAGAUUUUUUUCCAGUGUAGAGUUAUUGUUUGUCUCUCUUGUCUUUAGUACUUUGUUUUGAGAGUAAUUUUCUAUUACCACCAUCGUUGUAGAGUAUAUUUGAUAAGAGCAGAAUAUUCAAUAAAAUUCAAAAGAAAAAUAAAACCAGCCUCUAGUUGGUAUGACUGACCAUCACACUCAGAGCAUAACAUUCCUUUUGAAUCGUAUCUAAUAUCUUGAACUCUUGGGACUGUAGAAGUGUGAUAAUGAAACCUAUGUCGUACAACUCUGACACGCUAGUAACGUUUUAAGUUAGACUAUUUGUACACGCGUAGCAGCAUCAGAACAACAAGAUAAAGACGCAGCAGGAGAAUCUAUUGCAACGCAAGCUUUAUUAUAAUGGAUAAAAGAUCAGCUUCUUCCAUAGUUGGUGACUACUUUUACUGAGCAUCUUUUGGUUACACUUUAAGAGUGUGGUUAUGCUGCAUCUAGUUCUGUAGUUUCUUUUUGAACCUGCAUCAGAUUAUGUUGUUGCUUCUGGUUCUAUUGUUAUUUUUGAUGCUACAUUAGUUGAAAGGUUGCAAUAAGUUUUUUUCUUCUAACGUUUGUUACAUUUCUGCUUUGGUUAUUUUCAGUUUUGAAAAAAUGUCACUGAAGCCAAACUAUAUUUCAGUUCGGUUUGAAAUUUGAAUAGUUCGGUUCGGUUUUGUGUAUCAUCAUUAUGUGUUUCGAACUGAACCGAAUUUGUUUCAAAUUUUGGUUUAU